This is a messenger RNA of Enterobius vermicularis (human pinworm), 201 nucleotides long. Lineage: Eukaryota; Metazoa; Nematoda; Chromadorea; Rhabditida; Oxyuridae. The record is from the annotation of a GenBank genome assembly.
AUGGUAGAAUUCGGUGAAUGUAUAGAUGAAACGUUUGGUGGAUCGCCAAAGAAUAUCUAUCACCAUCAUGACUUUUCAACAGAUUCUGCGAUCGGCAGCGGUGCGUCAUCUCGACGAAACUCCAACAAUCCGUUUGGGGAGCUUCGGGAUUUUGUGAAACGGCGAAAAAACGUCAAUGGACGGGUAGGAAUAGUUUAUUGA